Vigna angularis (adzuki bean) is the source of this 472-nucleotide messenger RNA. Its product is annotated as signal recognition particle 9 kDa protein-like. Gene Ontology annotation, biological process: SRP-dependent cotranslational protein targeting to membrane. The transcript is spliced from 2 exons. NCBI's taxonomy places the organism in Eukaryota, Viridiplantae, Streptophyta, Magnoliopsida, Fabales, Fabaceae. Gene Ontology annotation, molecular function: 7S RNA binding. The record is from RefSeq and is a predicted model, not a curated record. The annotation marks the transcript as partial. Gene Ontology annotation, cellular component: signal recognition particle, endoplasmic reticulum targeting.
ACUGCCUCUUACAUUAUUAGCCUCGUAAUCUUAAUUUCUAAUUGUCAAUUGUUGUACUUUUUACAGUGUCUAAAGUACAAGACAGACCAAGCACAGGAGGCUAAGAAGAUGGAAAAACUGAACAAUAUGUUCUUUGCUUUGAUGGCCCGUGGUCCUGAUGUUGAUCUAUCAGAAGUCACUGGAAAAGAGCAAAUGGAUGCUCAACCAAGCAAGAAAGGAAGAGGAAGGAAGCAAUAACUUGCUCUUUGCGAGACAUGAUGGUUUUGAGUCAGAGGACUUUCUAAGAAUUUGAACAGUUAUACUUUUCCCGAUCUAAUUAUUACUUCUUCAGAUUCUAUGAUGAAAGUGGUUGUAUAUUGAAGUUUUGAAGUCUGAAUUUCUGAUCUUUUGGAAGUCUUGAGUAUUACAGAAUUUAGUUAUGCCACCAAGAUUUACUGUGCAUCGUUACCGUUAUUGAAUCCUUUUACAUCUA